Cetraspora pellucida is the source of this 120-nucleotide messenger RNA. The record is from the annotation of a GenBank genome assembly. Lineage: Eukaryota; Fungi; Glomeromycota; Glomeromycetes; Diversisporales; Gigasporaceae.
AUGUUGGGAAAUUAUCAUGUCAGGGAAAUGAUCUUGUUGAGAAAAAUGAUUGUCAGAAAAAUUAACAGGGGAAGGGGGUGUCAGAAAAAUGAUUGUUGGGAAAAUGAUAGAAACCCAUAA